AUGAAUCAGGUGUUAUAUAUAGUACUAUUGAUUAGUCUGGUAAACGCUAAUCCUGUCGAUUAUCUUGGACAUGGUUUCACACUGGUACCACAUGCGGUGAAUGUGGCAUCACCAGUAGUAAAAGAAGAACCAGCGGCUUAUCCGAAAUAUCGUUUCGAGUAUGGAGUGAAGGACAGCCACACAGGUGACAUCAAGGAACAGUCAGAGGAACGCGACGGCCAUGCAGUUAAAGGAGAAUAUUCUCUCGUAGAACCUGAUGGAACUAUUCGGAAAGUUAAAUACGAAGACGAUGGACAUAGCGGAUUCAAUGCCGUUGUUACAAAAGAAGGUCACGCUAAUCAUCCACCAACGCCAUAUUUUCUUCUUCACAUUCUAUAUCAUAUUAUUUGCACAUCAUCUCUACCGCUUACAAAUCACGUACCAAGAGACAGUAUUCUUUUGGAUUAUACCAACUACCACAGCAUUGAACCACAAGGUAAAGGUACCUAUUCAUUUGGGUACGAAAUUGAAGAUCCUGAAAGCCACAAUAUACAAUUUCGCGACGAAGAACGAGAAUCGAACGGGACAAUCGUUGGAAGCUAUGGAUGGGUUAAACCUGAUGGAAAUAUUAUAAUAGUAAGAUACGUCGCAGAUGAAAAUGGUUAUAGGGCGAUAGUGGAAUCGUCAGAAGGUCAAAUCAAAUUCUAUGGACAACCGCAACCUACCGUUGAUCAAUUCACAAAAUCUUCAGCCAUGAAGAAUGCUCUAAAUUCUAGAAUAAAUUAUUUACAUUCAUCUCAUCAUGAACAACAUUGGAGACCUAUCGAUUAUUAUCAUAUGGAUAAGAACCAAAUAAGUGGUUUUGUGAAUGUUUAA
This is a messenger RNA of Diorhabda sublineata, 855 nucleotides long. RefSeq lists its product as uncharacterized. The record is from RefSeq and is a predicted model, not a curated record. The transcript is spliced from 5 exons. NCBI's taxonomy places the organism in Eukaryota, Metazoa, Arthropoda, Insecta, Coleoptera, Chrysomelidae. Gene Ontology annotation, cellular component: extracellular matrix. The coding region runs from base 1 to 855 and encodes 284 amino acids.